AACUGAAGUAGUACUACCGUGUGUCCUAAUGCAAAGCAGGGAAAUUAGGUCAUACUGUUUGAUGGGGGAGAAAAUGAUAAUGAUUAUUGCAAAAUAUAUCAUGUGACGAUGCAAGACACUAAUUAUUUCAAUGCAUUAAAACUGUAAUUAACAUACAUACAUGCAUUGUACGCAUAAACAGUAAUAGAUUUUUAUUAAUCCCUUGCCCUCUCUUUUUAUGUGUUAUAAUAACCGGACUUUCAGGAUAGGGGACGGGCUUCAUCUGAACAUUCGGUAAACGAAUAUCAUCUCAUAGCGGAAUUCUGUCUCAAUCAUAAUCUUUACUUUUGAUACAUUCCCUAAACAGUGUACGUGUGUGCACGUGACUUUCUGUGAUGCGGGAAGAUAAGGCCGUCGGAUGAUGAGGGAGGGGGAAUGUUUACUGGGAGGACAGAGAGCACGGUUAGACCACUACGCACUGAGGCUGCAGGGGACGGACGACGCCAUCAUGUAAGAAUACCCGGCAUUAUUUGCAUACAGCAAUUCUCGAGUCUGUACUUAAAAAUGAAAUUGCAGGAUACCAGCUCUAUGAAGACUAUACGGAACUGCCGCAUAAACUAUAGGUCAUUGGCUUUCUUGUUGUGCGCCAUUUUAAUCAUUGGACUACUCCUCGUGAGGAAUUUCCAUUUCCGGAAUUCUGGAAGAAAAUGGCGUCCUGUGAAUUUAGUACCAUUGGAGAAAUGUGUCGGCAGCAAAUGUGUCCAAUCCAACGAUACCUCUGCUGGAAUGAAAUACGCUUUGUACUUCCAACCUAGAAAAACAAAAGUCAACAAAUAUGUCUACAGAUUUAUAAAUCAACCAAAGAACACAUGCGACCCUCAUUUUCCACCAGUUUUGAUCAUUCUAGUGCCGUCCUCAAUUUCCCACGUUGAAGAACGUAAAGCGAUCCGUGCCACGUGGGGUAGCGUGUCACAUGGAGAAAAAUGGCCACUUCAAUCCAUCAAAGGGAAAGCGAAAGUUGUUUUCUUGUUGGGAUUCGAUGAAAAUGUGACGAUUCUGCAGACAAUUCAGGAAGAGAUCAGAGAGUUCAACGAUAUAGUGCACUGUGAUUUCCUAGACACGUAUCAAAAUUUGUCGCUUAAAAUUCUGUCCGGAAUUCGAUGGACUUUCUUAAACUGUCCUGAUGUUAAGUUCAUUCUGAAGGCAGACGACGACACGUUUGUACAUCUACCCCUUCUCAUAGCCACACUGGAGGGGUACUAUCAUAAGAUAGACAGGAAUGGAGCUAUAUUUGGAAAUAUAAAUGGAGACGCUAAAGUCAGGCGUAGGGGAAUGUGGAAGGUUAAAGAAACCGAUUACCCGUUUCCACAUUUCCCGCCAUAUGCCUAUGGAAAUACAUACGUCAUUUCCGCUAACAUCGCGGCCCGGAUAUUUAGUACCUCUGAAUACAUGCCUUAUAUCCCUAUAGAGGAUGCUUUUAUAACAGGGAUUCUAGCUAAAGUUAUUGAUGCUCGUCAUGUGUUUGUUCCGGGUUUCACAUUCUGGUUAGACUACAAACCAAAUUAUUGUGAUUUUGUUAAUGAUAAUAGAAUAUCUGCUACUAAAGUCAGCUUCAAUUAUAUGUAUUACCUUUGGGAAAAAUUACAUUCUGAAAGUGUUGACUGUUAAAUAAAUUAACCAUAAUAUU
Messenger RNA from Ostrea edulis (European flat oyster), 1666 nucleotides. Its product is annotated as beta-1,3-galactosyltransferase 5-like. The record is from RefSeq and is a predicted model, not a curated record. The transcript has 3 exons. NCBI's taxonomy places the organism in Eukaryota, Metazoa, Mollusca, Bivalvia, Ostreida, Ostreidae. Gene Ontology annotation, cellular component: membrane. Gene Ontology annotation, molecular function: hexosyltransferase activity. Bases 415 to 1647 code for a protein of 410 amino acids.